Molecule: messenger RNA, 1968 nt
Organism: Tilletiaria anomala UBC 951
Lineage: Eukaryota; Fungi; Basidiomycota; Exobasidiomycetes; Georgefischeriales; Tilletiariaceae
Product: MFS general substrate transporter
Exons: 3
Coding region: 1-1968 (655 amino acids)
Biological process (GO): transmembrane transport
Cellular component (GO): membrane
Molecular function (GO): transmembrane transporter activity
Source: RefSeq, a predicted model, not a curated record
AUGCCUGAUUCACAUCCCUCUCAAGGCUCCGAAGGUGCUGUCACUGUCGCAAACACCAGCGACGCCUCGAACACUUCGCAAAAAAUCGGCGCGCCAAUCUCAGCACCUGCUGCAAACCCUAAAGCACCGACUGCUGAUGACGCGGAGGCGGCCGCACGAUCAUCUACUUCCCGAGUUGCCUCACCUUCGCGAAAGAGCGAGAAUGGCAAGAAGGACCCGCACUGGCUGCAGGUUGAGAGCGAGCACAACAUUCCCAAGAACAACUUCUACAUUGUUCUCCCUGGCCUCAUGCUUGCCGUCUUCCUUGCAGCGCUCGAUCAGACCAUCGUCUCGACCGCGCUGCCCACCAUCGCUGGCGACCUACACGCAGGGCCAUCAAGUUAUUCGUUCGUCGGCACUGCUUAUCUCUUGACAGCGACUGCCCUGAUUCCGCUCUAUGGCAGACUAUCCGAUCUAACCGGCCGCAAGCCACUUCUCUGGGUCGCUAUUCUCUUCUUCCUCUUCGGCUCGGCGCUCUGCGGUGCUGCGAAGAACAUGACCUGGCUCUGCAUCGCUCGAGGUCUGCAGGGCGUCGGUGGAGGCGGAAUAAUUAGCAUCGUGCAAAUUAUCAUGAGCGACAUCACUACAUUGGAGCAGCGUGGCGCCAUCAGCGGCGUCUUUGGCUUCGUCUGGGGCGUCGCCAGUGUCAUUGGCCCGCUCGCCGGUGGUGCGUUGACCGACAGGGUCAGCUGGAGAUGGUGCUUCUACAUCAAUCUCCCAACGGGAGGUGUUAGCUUUUUGAUUCUCCUCAUUUUCCUGCAACUCAACCCACAGCCACGGGUAUCUGCGCGUGAACUAGCAGCUCAAUUCGACUUUUUAGGCCUUUUCCUCGUCGUUGCUGCCGCCGUCCUGGUGAUUAUCGGCUUCUCCAACGCAAGCACACACGGAUGGGGCAACGCCGAGACCAUUGCAACUAUUGCCAUCGGCGGCUUGCUCUUCGUCGUCUUUACCGUGUGGGAAUUUUACACGACCAGGAGGCCAAUCAUCAGCCCUCGACUCUUCCGUACACGGACAACAGCCCUACUUCUUCUCUCUGUAUUCCUUCACGCGGUGUCCUUCUUCAGCGUGACGUACUACCUUCCGAUAUUCUACCAAGCUGUCCAUGGCUCCAAUGCACUCGAGUCCGGUGUUCAGAUGCUCCCUUUCAGCCUCAUCUCCUCAUUCAUGUCCAUGACUGCCGGAAUCGCAAUUUCCAAGCUCCACGCGUACCGGCCGGUACUUUGGUUUGGCUACAGCGUCAUGCUGAUUGGCUAUGCGCUCAUGUGCACGCUCGAUGAGCGUUCCAGCGUCGCCAUCCAAGAGGUCUAUCCUGGUCUUGCGGGCUUGGGACUGGGAUGCUUGUUCCAAACGCCGCUCAUUGGCCUGCAGUCCGCCAUGCCGCUCAGCGAAGUGGGCACGACAACCGCGGCCAUGGCGCUCAUCCGGUCCAUGGGCGGCACGAUCGGUAUCACACUUAGCGGUACGGUACUCAACUCUGACUUUGCGUCGCGCUCCCGCGAUAUUCCAGGUUUGCUGCAAGCUGAAGCUGCUUAUGGAGGCGCAACGGCCAUCCAAGGCGACCCCAGAUUCCUGCGCGACUUGCAGCCCCCAACCCUUGCGGCCGAAGCUGUGCGCGCGUACGCAAAGAGCGUGCAGCGCAUCUGGAUCGUCAUGACGCCGCUUGUUGCGGUUGCGUUGAUCGCGACGCUGGGAGUCAAGGGAUACAGCCUAAAACGAAAGGUCACUCACGGGGGCAAGCCACAAGAAGGAAAAGAAAAGAUAGCGGACGAAGAGGCGCAGAAGCCAGAGGACCCGGAUUGCGAAGGAACAACAGCACUGACUGUGGCACCGUCAUGCCCAAAGCAACCUGACCAAGACAUCGAAAAGUGUGAAGCAACCGACAACGAGAAUGGAGCCCAGCGAGAACAAACUCCGCUUGCAGAUCCCUGA